Pseudonaja textilis is the source of this 1445-nucleotide messenger RNA. NCBI's taxonomy places the organism in Eukaryota, Metazoa, Chordata, Lepidosauria, Squamata, Elapidae. The record is from RefSeq and is a predicted model, not a curated record.
UUUUGCGUCUUUGUUAUUUUUGUGUCAUGCCCGGGGUUAUCGCAUUGGAAGGGAAGAGCAACUGUGUUUUCGGAAGGAUGGGGGGGCUUUCUGAACACCAAACUUGUAAAUCUGCCACUUUGGAGCAGCUGUUUCACUUUGUUUUGUUCUUCCUUGCAUCCUGUUGCAGAAAGUUGCUGACAGCAAUGGGGAUAAUCAACAUCGGAGGUCAAUGGGAUGAAACCGUUUGCAAUAUGAUCGCUUGUCAGCAUCCCCCCUGCUGGGAGUCUAUGCGGAGAAUCGAAAGUGGGCAUCCUCACAUUUUGCUGAAGAACGUAGCCAUACCUGGAAGAGAUUUCCCAGCAUCGGAAGACAAACUGCCAACCCUGAAGAUUGUUGACCUUCCCCUCCUCUAUCCUCGGAGAGAACGAGUUAAAUGUGUGGGAGGUUUUGAUUCCGGCUCUAAGAAAAUUUCCAGUAGCAAAGAAGCUAGAAAUUGCGUUUCAAAUUCUAUUCUGAAUGAUGGCUGGAUACCCGCCAUUUCGGUACUGAGUUCAGAAAAGAAUCCUUUCCCAGGUCUGAACUCCAGAAUGAAAUCUCAGUCUCUCCGUUUCCCACCAAUAAAUUUCACCUGCUCGAGGCAACCUGAGAAAGUGCAGGUGACAGAGCCCUCCGAGUUUGUGGUGCAGAGACUGGGUCCCCAGCCCCCCUGUGGAAGCACGGUUUUCCGGUGGGUUCCAGACAAGCGACCCAGAUUCCUGAAGUCUCAGAAUCCUAACGGGGGAGUAAAGAUGCCCCCACAAAAUAUAUGUGUGAAGGAACUUCCUUUGGAAAAUCUCCUCUCUCUCAAGGAUCAUCAAGGGGCUAAAAGAAAAAAGUCAAAUAAAGUUCCUACAGGAGGUCAACCCUACUUUCGUUAUCCAAAGCUGAAUCAAAAAGCUAACAAUAAGCCAAGUUCUGUAGGCGAACCAAGGAGCACAGAUGACGGCCUCCUCAGAGCAAGGCAACAGCCGGUGGACCCUCUGCCUCUGUGGCUACAAAAUGAAGGUGUGACUCAGGGGAGCAAGAGAGGAAAGGCGCUGCAGGAGACCAAGGAGAAAUUAGCAGCCUCCUUUAUUGUGCAGAAGGCACCCCGUUUUGACCGAUCCGAAGCGAAGAUCCCCAUGAAAGACAAAGAUUUGGGAAGAAGCCUAGGCCGCCAGCCCAAGAUCGUCUCAGCAGGCUCACUGAUCCUGAGACACCUGAGGGCAGAGCAGCUGGGGGACGCUGGUAACCAUCAAGGCAAGAAAGGAGGGGGCCUCCUUGAGCACAGCCAGAUGUCCCCAGAAUCUGCUGCAGGGAAUUGCAAGCUGCACGCGUCCCCAGCCAUGUUUGCUAAGAGAAAACCUUGCGUGAAAUUUAUGGAAUAUAAGACCAAUGUGGCACGGCUGGGCAUGGAGGGUGAGUGCAGUGGACUUUUAUCCUAG